CUGCACCAAGUCAUCCUCCUCUGUCAGCAAGCAUUUUGCGCGGCCCAACACACUGUCUACCACUACCAUGGCGGCGACGUUUCACCCAUUUCUGUGCCUCGCCGGCAAGCCCCGCGCUCGCAUCUGGGAGCUAAACCGUAGAGCCUCGCAUCGUCGAGGUGCGUGUUCUCUAUCAUCGACCAAGCUCUACCAAUGUCGAGGGGAUCGAGCCAAGUCUCAUAUGGCCACCGCAGGAGCGCUACUUGUGCUCGCCUACCCCCAGCCCCAGCCCAGCUGCAUACUUGUCGCGAGGGCCAUGGACAUCCCAAUACAUGCCCCGAUGCUGUAUAUCGAUUGGAGAAGGCCUUUUCCGAGCUCACUACGACACUUCAUCCCGGGCCCGACCCUGCGUCCGAGGGUGGCUCGCGGCAGGAGCGCUAUGUCUGAUUCAACUUCGAUGAUGAUAUCUUCUCCAUUGGGAAGAUGAAUUUGCACGAAUUCUAGACUAUUGCGUACCAGGUUCGCCGGCUGCGGCUCCCGCGGGUGGACCGCUGAAGUACUCUUUCCCGUACAGAGGCGUCAUCAAUUAGGAGGCGGUUUUGGAAUAUUAUCGUACUUUACUUAAUCUGUCCAGAAGCCUGUUUAACAACUGAGAAUAUCGAUUUUCGUUGUGGUCUUGAGAGUGUAUAUUUUGUUGCGACAGAAGAGAUGGGCGAGAUGAUGAUGAGCAGUGUCAACCUAGAUGCUAUGGUGAAGAGAGAGUACGAGGAGUUU
This is a messenger RNA of Colletotrichum acutatum, 753 nucleotides long. RefSeq lists its product as uncharacterized. The transcript is spliced from 2 exons. The record is from RefSeq and is a predicted model, not a curated record. Bases 68 to 466 code for a protein of 132 amino acids. NCBI's taxonomy places the organism in Eukaryota, Fungi, Ascomycota, Sordariomycetes, Glomerellales, Glomerellaceae.